Molecule: messenger RNA, 2936 nt
Organism: Abrus precatorius (Indian licorice)
Lineage: Eukaryota; Viridiplantae; Streptophyta; Magnoliopsida; Fabales; Fabaceae
Product: mechanosensitive ion channel protein 10
Exons: 6
Coding region: 175-2475 (766 amino acids)
Biological process (GO): detection of mechanical stimulus; monoatomic anion transport; transmembrane transport
Cellular component (GO): plasma membrane
Molecular function (GO): mechanosensitive monoatomic ion channel activity
Source: RefSeq, a predicted model, not a curated record
GUUUAUGAGUUAUUACAUCGAUAGAGUCUUCGCUUUCGAUGGCCUUCCUCGGGAUGUAAAGCCACAAUUUCCUCCCACUUCUCAUUGCUUCAUCAACCUCUGCUCUAAACACUCACACCUUCCAAUUAGUCUUUUCCGACUAGUAGCUGUGGUUUUUGACUCACAUGGUUGUGAAUGGAUGCUAUUAAGGAUAACGGUGAAGUGAGCAUGGCGGAAAAGAAAAGAGAAGUGGUGGUGGCGAUUCCAAAUGAGGGUGGUGGUGAAUCUUUAUCUUCGAAGCUGCAGAGUAGGGUGAAUUCGCCUCACAGAACAUGUACUGACAACGAGGUUGUUGCAAAGUCGCCACCUUUGAAUUGUGCUUCCCCCGAAAUAAGGUUCGUUCCCAGCCCAAAUAAGCCCCCCAAAGUUCCCACUUCCAAUGCCAACCUCACCAACAGAAAAUCAUUCACAAGGUCAGUGUAUUCCAAACCCAAAUCAAGAUUUGGAGAACAACCUUAUCCAGUUGAUGGGUCUGUUUUGGAAGAGAAUGGUACAUCAACUUUGCAAGAACAAUUGGGUGUUAGUUCACCGUAUAAAGCAUCACCUAAUAACAACAAGCCAGGGACGUUUAAUAGAACUGUCUCCAUCACUUCCGUGAUCACUCCCAAGACGCCGUUGAUGGCGUCUCCUGGGCAUGCUGAGGAGGAUUUUGAUGAAAUCAUUUACAAGAAAGUUGAAUUGAGUAAAAGCAAGCGUAAGAGAUUGACUACUAAGGUUUUGAUUGAGUGGUUUGUGUUUGUGUGCAUUGCGGGUAGCUUGCUGGCUAGUUUAACUGUUGGGAAACUGAAAAGGACUGAGAUUUGGAGUUUGGCGUUUUGGAGGUGGUGUGUGCUUGUGAUGGUGACCUUUUGUGGUAUGUUGGUUACCAAGUGGUUUAUGCUCAUUGUUGUUUUCUUGAUUGAGACCAACUUUUUGUUGAGGAAAAAGGUGCUGUAUUUUGUACAUGGACUGAAGAAAUGUGUCCAGGUCUUCAUUUGGAUUGGUUUGGUUCUUCUCACAUGGGUGCUUUUCAUUAACCAUGGGGUCGACCGAUCUGAAUUGGCCACAAAAAUUUUGAAUGGGGUGACAUGGACUCUUGUUUCCCUUCUCAUUGGAGCAUUCCUGUGGUUUGUGAAGACACUGUUGCUGAAGAUCUUGGCAUCAACUUUCCAUGUCAAGUCUUUCUUUGAUCGAAUUCAAGAAUCAAUCUUUCAUCAGUACAUUUUGCAGACUCUCGCUGGCCCUCCACUUAUAGAAGAGGCUGAGAAAGUUGGGGCAUCACAAAGUGUUGGUCAUUUUAGUUUCAGGAGUACAGAUGGUAGAGGUGGCACAAAGAAAAAGGCUAUUGAUAUCGCGAAGCUUCACCGGAUGAAGCGGGAGAAAGUUUCUGCGUGGACUAUGAAGAUUUUGGUGGAUGCAGUGACAAAUUCAGGGCUGUCCACAAUCUCUAAUGCUCUAGAUGAAAGUUUUGAGGAUGGAGAAAAUGAUCAAACUGAUAAAGAGAUUACGAAUGAGAUGGAAGCAAUUGCUGCUGCCUAUUACAUUUUCAUGAAUGUUGCUUCCCCUGGUUGCACGUACAUUGACGAGGACGAACUCCGGAGGUUCAUGAUUAAGGAAGAAGUGCGUGUGGUAUAUCCCCUACUGACUGAAGCUGAAACGGGGCAAAUUACCAGAAAAUCUUUAACCAACUGGCUGUUGAAGGUAUAUCAAGAACGCAAAGCAUUGGCACAUGCCUUAAGUGACACCAAAACAGCUGUAAAACAACUGAACAAGCUUGUCACAGGAAUUCUAGUAGUGGUGACCAUAAUAGUAUGGCUUCUACUAAUGGAGAUUGCAACAACAAAAGUACUUUUAUUCCUCUCAUCGCAGCUAUUACUUGUAGGUUUCAUGUUUGGAAACACAUGCAAGAAUAUAUUUGAAGCUAUCAUCUUCGUGUUUGUAAUGCACCCAUUUGAUGUUGGUGAUCGAUGUGUUAUAGAUGGUGUUGAGCUAUUGGUUGAAGAAAUGAAUAUAUUGACAACAGUCUUCUUGAAGCUUAAUAAUGAAAAGGUGUACUAUCCAAACUCUGUUCUUGCCACAAAACCGAUUAGCAAUUAUUACCGAAGCCCAGAUAUGGGUGAUGGUGUAGAGUUCUCAAUUGAUUUUACGACACCAGCAGAGAAGAUUGGGGCACUCAAAGAAAAAGUAAAGAGGUACUUGGAGAGAAAUCCACAAUACUGGUAUCCUAAUCAUGGCUUAGUAGUGAAGGAGAUUGAAAAUGUAAACAAGAUCAAGAUGGGUCUCUAUGUUACCCACACAAUGAACUUUCAAGAGUUUGGGGAGAAGAACAAGCGGAGAACUGAACUGGUUAUGGAAAUAAAGAAAAUAUUUGAAGAGCUCAAUAUCAGAUAUAACCUUCUUCCUCAAGGUGUUCACCUCAGACAUAUGGAACCAGACACGAGUGUACUCAAUAGAUGAUUCUUACUCAUUGCUAUGCAGCUGCAUGCACGUGCCUCGUCUGUUUAUUUCUUUUCACCUGUUAAAUUCCAUCAAAAGUUUUCUUUGCUGGAUCAAUUCAUGAUAGUUAGGAGUGCUGCUUUACUAAAAGUAUAGGGCUUUAACAGACAAUACUAACAACGAUUAUAAACUAUGACUUUAGGACUCAUGUAUGACUAUACGAACCUUCAAAGUGGAUCCAAUUUUGUCCCACAAUUGAACUUCAUCCUCUGAGUCUGUCUAUAUUUCUGAUGUUUGUUAUAUGGAGGUUUAGCUUGGUCUCUUUUUCUGUCAUAGUUGGAUUUCCUCUAUCACUCUCUCUCUGGCUGUAGUAAUUGAGAUAGAUCCUAGGCCUAAAAGGAAAGUGUAACUGUAUCUGUACGUGAAAAUGUUUUACUUCUUCUACCUCGAUUGUCAAUGGCAACGGUUUUCCAUUUUCUUAG